Sclerotinia trifoliorum is the source of this 1568-nucleotide messenger RNA. Lineage: Eukaryota; Fungi; Ascomycota; Leotiomycetes; Helotiales; Sclerotiniaceae. The record is from the annotation of a GenBank genome assembly.
AAGAUAAGUGGAGGGCUUGCUUCUGGCUAGUGUUCCGUACAUUAUGUUAUCAGUAGGUAUAUAAAUGAAAGCCAGCCAUCUUCCCUACCCAGUUAUUACCAUCUUUGCCCUUCUUCCCCCUUUCAAAAAAGAAGUCAGGUAUAUAUGGUUUUUCUAUAUCAUCACUAUUAAUGGCGCAGUUGGUGCCAUUCACAAAGCUUGAAGAGCUUUGCAAUGAUUUAGACAUUGUAGAUGGCCAAAUCCAACAACACAAAAACUCCAACGAAGUGUACCUACCAGGACACCCUCGUAUACAACUGCACGACCUCCAUGGAAUCAAAGAGUGUCUCCAGACGGAAUUGAUGACUACGGAUUUGAACAAGUUGGCUCCCUAUCUCUGGCUAGUUGCUAAGCAGGAUAGUCAACAUAUCUCAAGCCUGACAGAACAAAUCGUCAGAGGACGCAAUAUCAUUCUCACAGAGAACCCCGGUUUACAUCUCUUAUGGUUUGAUAAUCGCGUCUUCAUCAAGCCCAUACCAAAAUAUCUUCUCUCACAUGCUUUUUGGGACUACUACCUCAUGCCAACCAAUCCUCCUCGCAUACAAGAACCCGUCCGAAAGGAGCUGAUCCAAGCGGCAUAUGGAAUGUUACGAUCUUUUGCAAUCCUCAUCAAACAUGAAUCGGACUUUGCGCUUGCGACAAGAAAAGAAAACCAGCUCAUUCCCGACAACAUCUCAUAUGCCUCUUUCAUCAACUUCAUCGAUCGAUUUCAGAUCACAGACAAUCAAGUUUCGCCCCGUUAUCAGUAUGGAGAGCUCCGGCUGAUGCGCCUGAACUUCUGGUCUCGCAUCUUCCUGCUCAGGUUCAAUUACCACAAGGUGGAAUGGGCAUACGGCGCCUAUUUUGCGCGAUACUACGGACCCAUCCUCUUCAUCUUCGGUGUUUUCUCCUUGCUUUUGAGCGCCAUGCAAGUCGUCUUCAAUGUAUUGGCCAUCCAGGGACUCCCGGAUCCUGGUUCGGGUUCUUGGUGGACUUUUGCUGUUGUCUCGCGGGAUUUUUCGAUAUUUACUUUGGUUGUUGUGGCUGCUAUCACUGCCUUCCUACUCGCGACUUUCAUAGCACUUUUUGCCCGCGAGCUUAUAUACGCCUUAUAUCAUUUGCAUCGUUAGACUUGCUUACCUCACUUGAAUCUUUCUGAAGAUUCGUAAUCAAUAGUGUUAUGACGUCCUUCCUUUGCUGGCAGGUGUAUCUAGAGGUCUGAGUAGGAGCAGGGGAAACAGGGUAGUUCAUACUGUCUUAGAAUAUUGUAGAAACCAAUUCUGCAUGCAAGACAGCCUAUUAUCCAAGCAACUCAGUAAAUAUAGCGCUGGAUAUCAAAUAUUUGUACUCAGUAAUAAAGAGGUCUAUUAGUGCGUCGGUCACUUUUCCGUACUUAAUCACGUUAAGCUCUAAUUAUUUACUAUAGAAUCUAAUAAGAAUCUAUUACAUCUUUUUGAUACUAUCUUUAAACUAUUAAAAAAUAAAGAUACACUCGUAUUAUAACCCUCUAUUGCUAUGCAUGAUAACUAUAAUCCUCUCUGCUUGUGAGU